AUGUGUAGUACAAAGUACAAGUUUGGGGACCGCGCAAAGGAAAUCACGGAUAGACUUCCCUUUAAUGGCGCAAUUCGCUCUGAUGCUAUUGGCUUCAUUGGUGGGAUCUGGCUCUUAUGGAAUUUAGACAGAGUGGAGAUCAAUGUUCUUGCCAUCACUAAGCAAGAAAUUCACGUAGACGUCAAGGUACGGUCCUCUGACUUUGCUUGGUUAUUGUCUGCUAUCUAUGCUAGUCCUAGGAGUGCAGAAAGAUGUGUCUUGUGGGAUAAUCUAACAAAAGUUGCAGAUUUACAUAAUAAGCCAUGGAUUAUGGUAGGAGAUUUCAAUGAACCUCUAUUAGAGGAGGAUAAGUUUGGGGGUAGAGGGGUUAGCAUUAACCGGUCUCUUCUAUUUAAGGACUGUCUAGAUAGGUGUAAUAUGCUUGACAUGGGAUUCUCUGGUCCAAGGUACACCUGGACCAACAAAAGGGAUAUCAACAAUUUAAUUCUUGAAAGAAUUGACUGCUUCUUCGCGAACCCUGAUUGGUGCUUAUUGUACCCAGAGGCUAAAGUUUCACAUCUUUCUAGAUGCCACUCAGACCAUUGCCCAAUCCUUAUGGAAACUCAGCCUACAAGGUCUGUCUUGCUCAAUCGACCUUUUAGAUUCCAAAGCUUCUGGCUCUCUGAUUUGUCUUUUCCUAGUAUUGUUUCGCAUGCUUGGACCAACACCAGGAAUCUAGAGGAUUCCAUCACCCGUUUUACUAACGAAGCAACCUUUUGGAAUAAGAACCAUUUUGGGAAUAUUCAUAGCAAAAAGAGGAGAAUCUUGGUUAGAAUUUAUGGUGUUCAACGUGCCAUAGCUCUCAGUCCCAGUAAUUCUCUAAUCAACUUUGAGAGCCAGCUUCACAGGGAGCUCGAAAUCAUUCUAGACCAGGAGAGAGACCUAUGGGCUCUUAAAUCAAGGAUUAAUUGGAUGAUUCAAAGGGACCGAAAUACUUCAUUCUAUCAUGUCUCAGCCUUAGCUAAAAGGAAAAGGAACCACAUUGCCUCGAUUAAAAAUGAGGUGGGGGAGUGGAUUACGGAGGUAGGGGCUGCCAUGGACUACUUUAGAAAAGGGUUUAUUUCUUUGUAUACUACCUCGCAGAGAAUGGUCCAUCGAAACCCUAUUCUAAACCUCCAAUGGCAAGCCCAACUCUCAGAUGAGGAUAAGAGAGAUUUAGGAAUGUUGGUCACCAAGGAGGAGAUCAAGGAUGCCCUCUAG
Messenger RNA from Quercus lobata, 1239 nucleotides. RefSeq lists its product as uncharacterized. The transcript has a single exon. Lineage: Eukaryota; Viridiplantae; Streptophyta; Magnoliopsida; Fagales; Fagaceae. The record is from RefSeq and is a predicted model, not a curated record. The coding region runs from base 1 to 1239 and encodes 412 amino acids.